GUGGAGCACAGGUUUUGAACGAACAAAUAACUGAAUGAGUUUACCUUUCUGUGGGAGAAGAAGACAAAGGCAGGGACAUUUCUGGACCUUAGAUUUCAUUAGGCAACCAUUAAGUAGAUUUUCAGCUCUGACUGCAACCAUGAAGUCUGCAAAACAGCCCGAGGGCAAGCGGGUAGAGCCGUCCAAGAUGGAGACGAAGGAGCCGAAAGCACAAGAGGAGGCAGAGAUGGAAGAAGAAGAAGAGGAUGACAGUGGUCUCAUUGGAUUCUUCAAUUCCUACCAGGAGCUCUUCCAGUUCUUCUGCAACAACACGACCAUCCAUGGGGCCAUCCGGCUGGUUUGCUCUAAGAGGAACAAGAUGAAGACUGCCUUCUGGUCGGUCCUCUUCUUCCUCACCUUUGGCCUCAUGUACUGGCAGUUUGGCAUCAUGUAUGGUGAUUACUUCAGCUUUCCUGUCAACCUGAACUUGAACCUCAAUUCCGAUAGACUUACCUUUCCAGCUGUCACACUGUGCACCCUCAACCCCUACCGGUACAGUGCUCUGCAGCAUGAUCUUGAAGACCUGGAUCGCAUCACCCACCGAACACUGAUGGAUAUGUACAAAUACAACAUGCCAUUGGGGCAGAAAAACCGUAUGGGGCAGAAUAGUCGGAAACGCAGAUCCAGAAGCCUAUAUUACCACAUCCGGCGUCACCCGUUGCGUAGACAGAAGCGGGACAAUCAAGGCAGCAUGGAGGAUAACAAUCCCGAAGUGGGCAUGAAUGACUGGAGAAUUGGCUUCAUCCUGUGGAAUGAAAACAAGACUGACUGUUUCCACCAAAUGUACUCGUCAGGUGUGGACGCUGUGCGUGAGUGGUACAGCUUCCAUUAUAUCAACAUCCUGGCCCGGAUCCCUGCCACCAAGGACCUGGACGAGUCCAACUUUGAGAGCUUCAUCUACGCCUGCCGUUUCAACGAGGCAUCAUGCAACGAGGCGAACUACACGCAUUUCCACCACCCCAUUUAUGGGAACUGCUACACCUUCAACGACCAUAACAGCACCCUCUGGAUGUCUUCCCUGCCCGGGAUCAAUAAUGGCCUCUCUCUGGUUGUCCGCACAGAGCAGAACGACUUCAUCCCUCUUCUCUCCACGGUGACGGGAGCCCGGGUGAUGGUCCAUGCUCAGAAUGAGCCAGCUUUCAUGGACGAGGGGGGUUUUAACGUGCGUCCCGGCAUGGAAACCUCCAUCAGCAUGAGAAAGGAAACAACAAACCGCCUUGGAGGCAGCUACAGUGACUGCACCGAAAAUGGGAGCGACGUACCAGUGAAGAACCUGUACCCGUCCCGUUACACUGAACAGGUCUGCAUUCGUUCCUGUUUUCAGACUAUCAUGGUGGAACGUUGCGGCUGUGGCCAUUACUUCUACCCAUUACCACCUGGAGCAGUUUAUUGCGACUACACGAAACACUCAGGCUGGGGUUAUUGUUAUUACAAACUCCAGGCUGAGUUCAAGGCAGGCUUUCUGGACUGUUUCAGCAAAUGUCGGAAACCAUGCAAAAUGACCGAGUACCAGCUGUCGGCUGGAUAUUCACGCUGGCCUUCUCCAGUCUCUGAGGCCUGGGUCUUUCACAUGCUGUCUCGGCAGAAUAAGUACAACAUCACAUCCAAGAGGAAUGGAAUUGCCAAAGUGAAUAUAUUUUUUCAGGAGUGGAAUUAUAAAAGCAACGGGGAGUCUCCUGCUUUCACAGUGGUGACGCUGCUGUCCCAACUGGGCAACCAAUGGAGCCUCUGGUUCGGCUCCUCCGUCCUCUCCGUCGUAGAGCUGGCUGAGCUGAUCUUCGACUUCCUGGCGGUCACCUGCAUCCUUGCCUUGCAGUGGGCCUACCUGCACCGAUCCGCUGACCUCCCCGCCUCCGGUGGCCACGACAACACGGCCUUCUGCAGCGGGCCUGUUACACCUGGCUCCCCACAACACCUGCCCGUGGCAACCAGGGUAGCCACGCUGCCCUCCUACAAUAGCUUGGAAUCACUAGCCGCACACAGCUUUCCCUGCAGGGGAAGAGAGUGAGACCGAACCGCAU
Messenger RNA from Euleptes europaea (tarantolino), 2060 nucleotides. It is a transcript of the gene SCNN1A, whose product is annotated as sodium channel epithelial 1 subunit alpha. The transcript has 13 exons. The record is from RefSeq and is a predicted model, not a curated record. NCBI's taxonomy places the organism in Eukaryota, Metazoa, Chordata, Lepidosauria, Squamata, Sphaerodactylidae. Gene Ontology annotation, cellular component: membrane. Bases 35 to 2047 code for a protein of 670 amino acids. Gene Ontology annotation, molecular function: ligand-gated sodium channel activity. Gene Ontology annotation, biological process: sodium ion transmembrane transport.